Messenger RNA from Rhinolophus ferrumequinum (greater horseshoe bat), 2276 nucleotides. RefSeq names its product nitrilase family member 2 (gene NIT2). Gene Ontology annotation, cellular component: mitochondrion. Bases 101 to 952 code for a protein of 283 amino acids. Gene Ontology annotation, molecular function: omega-amidase activity. The record is from RefSeq and is a predicted model, not a curated record. The transcript is spliced from 10 exons. NCBI's taxonomy places the organism in Eukaryota, Metazoa, Chordata, Mammalia, Chiroptera, Rhinolophidae. Gene Ontology annotation, biological process: L-glutamine metabolic process; oxaloacetate metabolic process.
CGCGGCACGGCUCUGCCCCUCCCCUUCCGGCGCGCCUUUGCCCCGCCCCUCACGGCGCUGUCCGCGUCCACCGAAGGAGUCGGCUCGGUCCGCUCGGCGCAUGCUGUUUCCACGCAGAGCUAUGGCCACUUUCCGUUUGGCCCUCAUCCAACUUCAGGUUUCUUCCAUCAAAUCAGAUAACCUCACUCGAGCUUGUGGCCUUAUCCGGAAGGCAGCCAUGCAAGGAGCCAAAAUAGUUUCUCUGCCAGAAUGCUUUAAUUCUCCAUAUGGCACGAACUAUUUUUCUGAAUAUGCAGAGAAAAUUCCCGGUGAAUCCACACAGAAGCUUUCUGAAGUAGCAAAGGAGUGCAGCAUAUAUCUUAUUGGAGGUUCCAUUCCUGAAGAGGAUGCUGGGAAAUUGUAUAAUACCUGUGCUGUGUUUGGACCUGAUGGAACUUUACUGGUAAAGUACAGAAAGCUCCAUCUGUUUGACAUUGAUGUUCCUGGGAAAAUUACAUUUCAAGAAUCUAAAACACUGAGUCCUGGUGAUAGUUUCUCCACAUUUGAGACUCCUUACUGCAGAGUGGGCCUGGGCAUCUGCUACGACAUGCGCUUUGCAGAGCUUGCACAGAUCUACGCACAGAGAGGCUGCCAGCUGUUGGUAUAUCCUGGAGCUUUCAAUUUGACCACUGGACCGGCUCACUGGGAGUUGCUUCAGCGAGGCCGGGCUGUUGAUAACCAGGUGUAUGUGGCCACGGCAUCUCCUGCCCGGGAUGAAAAAGCCUCCUAUGUCGCUUGGGGACACAGCUCUGUCGUGAAUCCUUGGGGCGAGGUCCUUGCCAAAGCUGGCACUGAGGAAACGAUCGUGUAUUCAGACAUAGACCUGAAGAAGAUGGCUGAAAUACGCCAGCAAAUCCCCAUUUUUAGCCAGAAGCGAUCAGACCUCUAUGAAGUGGCUGCGAAAAAGCCCUAAGGUUUAUGUUUCCAACGUGCCAUAAAAUAGGAAGAUACGUUUCUGCAACAUAAUCAACUCCCUGCUGAAUUCUUUAAUGGAGAUUUUUAUUUUAUUUUUUAAUUUCAGCCUUUUCCCUUCCUGGGAACUCUAUUGAGAGGCUGGAGCUUCAGCACAUGGUCGCCUCCAUCCCACGUUAGUGAGAAAGGCCUCAGGCUGGGAUUGAACAGCAGAAGGCCGUGGCUCUAAACCUUAUCCCAUUCGUAAAUGGCCCCAAAGCAGCUGGUAAAAGUAUCAGGUCUCCGUAUCCUGGUGGGUGAUUGACCUGAUAGAAAUGUAUUUGUGUCAUAAACCUCUUACCUCAUUGCUGGAAUUGGAAUCCAUUAUGUAGAAAAUUUGAUCUGGUAUACGUUUUUUGAGCAGCACUUUAAAGUUACAUUUUUGCUGUCUGAGUAGUUGUGGGAAGAAAAAUGUGGGUCCUUGAUGUUUGCUGGAGGUGGCAGCCACUCUAGCAGCCUUCGGGCCCUUAAAGGAGCUAAAGAUUCAACCCAGACCCUUCUGGUCUUGGGGAAAAGUCUCAACAAUGAGCCUGUGGGAAAAUGGCAGUGGCGGCAUGUGGUGGAGGCAACCAAUGUAUGUCUCUGCCAAAGAGUUUCUUGAUAAGGGCGUCUGGGUCUCUUUUUAUUUUUCUCCCUAGUAAUACUUUGUAGCUUGAUAAAGGCAAAAUUUGAAUCUAAGUGGUUCUAAGAAUUUUUUUGCACGAUUCAAAAUUAAGUCCAGUGAGCUUUUAUUUAUGUAUGUUGUAGCUAGUAGUGAGCCGGUAAAUGUUUAACACAGUCAGCUGCCUAAGAAAAAGCCCUGAUGUUGUAGCGUUUGCUCAUUUCUGUGAUGUAAAUACUUCCACCGUAGCCAGGUUCCAGCUACCAAUAUGACACUUUAAACAGGUGGGAAUAGAUGUGCACCAUCUGACAUGUUACAUCCAUGAAACCCCUCAGUCAGGGUAACAAACAUACCCACCCCUCAAAGGUUUCCUUGUGCCCUCUCAAUCCUCAAGCUAGUCCUCUUGUCCUCAGGAAAUCACUGUUCAUCUUUGUCACUAUAGAUUCGUUUGAAUUUCCUAGAAUUAUGUGAAAAUGGAAUCAUACCGUAUUUACACUUAUUUUGUCUUUCAUCAUCAUUUGGAGAUUUAUGCAUACAUAUGUAUGCAUCAAGAAUUCCUUUUUUAUGCUGCGUAGUAGCCCAUUGAAUGGAUGUAUGCAUAUACCAUCGUUUCUCCAUUCACCUGUUGAUAGACAUUUGAAUUUCCAGUUUUGGACUGUUAACAAAUAAAGCUUCUAGAAACGUU